This is a messenger RNA of Malaya genurostris, 2038 nucleotides long. RefSeq names its product augmin complex subunit dgt5 (gene dgt5). The record is from RefSeq and is a predicted model, not a curated record. The transcript is spliced from 4 exons. Bases 48 to 1955 code for a protein of 635 amino acids. Lineage: Eukaryota; Metazoa; Arthropoda; Insecta; Diptera; Culicidae.
CAAAACUGUGUGUCGGUCGGUUAGUUCCGUGUUUUGUUAAAAAAUUAAUGAAAAUGAUGGCUUUAGACGAAAUUUCUCAAUUUAAAAUAUGGGCAACAAAGCUUGGAUGUCCUUUGGAGAAAAUUCCGCCAGAUGAAACACUCAAAAAAUACAUUCGCGGUAAGGAAAGUUUACUCUUCCUGCAAAUUAUGAAAGAAAUUCGACCCCGUCAGGAAAUUUCAACGAUGCGGACCAAUGUGCUCGUAUCACAGUUGAAACACUGUCGGAAACUAGGCCAUGUUGUGGCAAAAUCAAAACUACAUCAAAUGCCUGAAGAACUGCAGCGGUUUGAAAAGAUUGAAAAGUUGAAAGCAAAAUGUUCCGAGACCAGAGGGCGAAUUAUGAGUUCAAUUAAUGGGCUGAAUGACGUUUCAGGAAAGAUCAAAGAGAAAAACAUUCAAAAGAUAAAUUUCCUCCGAAAACUUCGAGAAACUGAUGACAAACUUUGCUUUUAUAGAGCGGUGAACAAUUUUUUAGCAACUAUGUCUUCAAAAGAACUGGAAAUCAAAGAGACGAUUGAACAUUUAAUGCCUGUUAGAAUGAAGGACUCUAGUAAAACUAAACAAGAUGCUGCUAAUGCUAUUCAGCUUUGUUUGAAGAGUUUGAAUGAUUUCUACUCGAAAUAUUCUGAGCUCAAGCAAGAAGGUUGUAAACAUGCUCAACAACUUCUGUGGUCUAGCAUGAAAAUUAUUUUGAAAGAUAUUCCAAACUACUAUCUAUGGAGUAUUUUGAUGGAAAUGAAAGAGAAACAGCUUUCGGAGAUAUCCGAAGCAGAUCGGCAACAGAAUGAGAUUGAUAAGAAUACAACUUUAUCGGACCAGGAUAUGCUACAAGUGAACAUGGCGAAACUGUGUGGGUCUCAUAUUAACUUGUUCAUAGAUUUGGUUGCAAUGAAACAUUCCGUUCAAUCGCUCAGGGAGGAUUAUUUCGCCAAGUAUACGCCAUUUUCGCAGAUGCUGGAAACUAAAAUGAAUUUACUGAAUUUGAUGGACGACGAAGCAGAUGCAGUUCUUGAAGAUUACAUGCUUCAAUCAACAACGAAAGACUAUAAUCAAGGCCAGCUGGAACUGUUAAGUAAAGAGAUCGAAAGGAAAAAGCAAGAAAUUAAAAUACAAACUCAAAAGCUAGAAAACCAUGAGCAAUUACUUGCCCAGUUAAAGGAAAUUUACAAUGAAAUCGAUUCCUACUCCGAUGAAAUUCAGGAAGAAAUUCUGUUGCUCAAUCAAAUUAAAGAAAAGGUUACCUACUUUAAACGGUACAGCCGUUACACUGUGCACAAUAUGCGCCAAAAGAAUGCUAACCAGACGAUGAAUUUGAGUGAACAAUCUAUGAAUCUCACCAGGCUAGAAGGCAAAUCGAUCUCUUACAUACCGAUGUACUCUCCAGCUGUUCCACCGCCCUACAGAAAUGAACUUGUUCAAUUAUCCGAUAUGCCGUUAUCUAAAUUUACUCGUUCGUCUAAAAUUUCACACUUGUCCUUAAAUAUGCAUAUCUGUUUAUACUCUGGUAGCGAUUCCCGUUCUUUACUCUCCCUGCUACCGAGUUAUUUAGCACCAGCAGAAAUGUCUGUGCAAUCGGUCAAAGCACUAAUGCAAUUCGACGAAUCCCUGAGAUCGUUCACACAAGAUAUGAAGCCGGAGAUGGACAUAGUGGUUUUUGAUGAUCAACAUUAUCGUGAACUUUGGGCUGCAAACCACGAGAAAAUAUGUGAACAGUUAGAUGAAAUUGAAGCCGUUUCGUUUAAUACAAGGCAGGUGAUUCGAAAAAGUCGCAAUUACUAUAGUUUUGUGCUGGCUAAUGCAUUACGGAAAUAUGUUCCGCCAAAUAAACUAUUCAACGGACGUAACUAUCGGGAAUACGAGAAUGAAUAUAUGAUGUACUAUCGAAUGAUUAACGGUACAAUGGGCGAAAAGUGAUUGAUCGUUGUUUGUAGCAUUGCGAGAUUUGUAUUAUAAUGUCAAUUACGUAUUAACAGUCUAUUUAAUAAAUAAUAAUUCUA